Messenger RNA from Cololabis saira (Pacific saury), 4104 nucleotides. It is a transcript of the gene vcpip1, whose product is annotated as valosin containing protein (p97)/p47 complex interacting protein 1. Gene Ontology annotation, biological process: Golgi reassembly; protein ubiquitination; protein K11-linked deubiquitination. The transcript is spliced from 5 exons. The coding region runs from base 165 to 3701 and encodes 1178 amino acids. The record is from RefSeq and is a predicted model, not a curated record. Gene Ontology annotation, molecular function: cysteine-type deubiquitinase activity. NCBI's taxonomy places the organism in Eukaryota, Metazoa, Chordata, Actinopteri, Beloniformes, Belonidae.
GCUAAAGGAGGAAGAAAAAAGCCCAGCCGCUUCCGUGUUGUUCUCCUGCUCUCCUGACAAAUAUCCGUCGUCAGCGGGGUGGCAGCUCGUCCUACCAUGGUUCUGUAAACCCCUAGCCCGGUACUCUAGUCAGCGUUUCUCCCCCCCUCCCCACCACCACCGACAUGUCGCUGCUGCAGGGCUCCAAGCGGAAGGACCGGCGCGUCCUGUCGGGCACCUGCCCGGACCUGCGCUGCCAGGCGCGGCUCUUCUUCCCGGCCGGCGGCCCCAUCGAGUGCACGGAGUGCGGGCGGCGGCACGAGCAGCGCAGCCUGCUGCACGUGGAGGAGGUGACGGACCCGGACGUGGUGCUGCACAACCUGCUGCGGUCGGCGCUGCUCGGCGCGGCCGGGGCCGGAGGAGCAGGGGCCGGGGCCCCCGGGGGGGCCGGGGCCGGGGCAGCAGGGGCCCCCGGGGGCCCGCGGAAGGGCAGCGAGCUGGUGAAGGUGAUGGGGCUCUCCAACUACCACUGCAAGCUGCUGUCGCCGGUGCUCACCAGGUACGGCAUGGACAAGCAGAGCGGCCGGGCCAAGCUGCUGCGGGACAUGAACCAGGGGGAGAUGUUUGACUGCGCGCUGCUGGGCGACCGAGCCUUCCUGAUCGAGCCGGACCACGUGGCCACCAUGGGCUACGGCAAGGACCGGUCCGGCAGCCUGGCCUACCUGCACGACACCCUGGAGGAGGUGAAGCGGGCCAACGGCGACCGCGAGUGCCUGAUCCCGGUCCACGUGGACGGGGACGGCCACUGCCUGGUGCACGCCGUGUCCCGGGCGCUGGUGGGCCGCGAGCUGUUCUGGCACGCCCUCCGCGAGAACCUCAAGCAGAACUUCAAGCAGAACCUGGAGCGCUACAAGGCCCUGUUCCAGGACUUCAUCGACGCAGCGGAGUGGGAGGACAUCAUCAACGAGUGCGACCCGCUGUUCGUGCCGCCCGAGGGCGUCCCCCUGGGGCUGCGCAACAUCCACAUCUUCGGCCUGGCCAACGUGCUGCACCGGCCCAUCAUCCUGCUGGACUCGCUGAGCGGCAUGAGCAGCUCCGGCGACUACGCCGCCACCUUCCUGCCGGGCCUGGUGGCCGAGGAGCGCUGCCGCGGCAAGGACGGCCGCCUCCACAGGCCCAUCUGCAUCGCCUGGAGCAGCUCCAGCCGCAACCACUACAUCCCCCUGGUGGGCAUCAAGAACACGGCACUGCCCAGGCUGCCCCCCCACCUGCUGCCCAAGGCCUGGGGCGUCCCGCAGGAGCUCAUCCGGAGGUACGUCCGGCUGGAGCCGGACGGCAGCCUGGUGAUCGGCGGCGACCGCAGCCUGCAGGACAAGUACCUGAUGCGGCUGGUCAACGCCAUGGAGGAGGUGUUCAUGGAGAAGCACGGCAUCCACCCGUCGCUGGUGGCCGACGUGCACCAGUACGUGUACCGGCGCACCGGCGUCAUCGGCGUCCAGCCCGAGGAGGUGACGGAGGCGGCCAAGAGGUCGGUGACGGAGAACCGGCUGCACCGCUGCCUGAUCUGCGGCGCCCUUUCGGAGCUGCACGUCCCGCCGGACUGGCUGAGCCCCGGCGGGAAGCUCUACAACCUGGCCAAGUCCACGCACGGCCAGCUGCGGCCCGACAAGAACUACAGCUUCCCCCUCAACAACGUGGUCUGCUCCUACGAGCCGCAGGCCGACGUCCUGGUCCCGGACUACAAGCUCAGCUCCCUGGGCACCUGCACCUGGUGCCACGGCACCUCGGUGCGCCACGUCCGCGGCGACGGGUCUGCCGUGUACCUGGACGGGGACCGGACCAACACCCGCUCCCACGGGGGCAAGUGCGGCUGCGGGUUCAAGCACUACUGGGACGGGAAGGAGUACGACAACCUGCCCGAGGCCUUCCCCAUCACGCUGGAGUGGGGGGGGCGGGUGGUGCGCGAGAGCGUGCACUGGUUCCAGUACGAGGCGGAGGCGGCGCUGAACAGCAACGUGUACGACGUGGCCAUGCGGCUCGUCACCAAGCACUUCCCCGGCGAGUUCGGCAGCGAGCUGCUGGUGCAGAAGGUGGUCAACACCAUCCUGCACCACACGGCCCGGAGGAACCCGGACGAGUACAACCCCGUGUCCGUGGACGGGGCGCACGCCCGCCGCCUCACCGACGACGCGGCGCCGCCGGACCCGCAGCCCCCCACCAAGAUCAUCCUGACGGGCCAGAAGGCCAAGACGCUGCACAAGGAGGAGCUAACGAUGAGCCGGGCGGAGCGCAGCGUGCAGCAGAGCAUCAGCGAGCAGGCGGCCGUCGCCCAGCGGCGCCGGACCGACCAGCUGAGGCAGGAGCAGCGGAGCCAGGGCUGGACGUCCCCCCCCGCCGGCGGGUCGCCCGAGGCCUCCUCCUCCUCUGCCCCGGCCACGCCCACCAAGUCCUCCUCGCCGUCCCAGUCCGGCGGGGAGAAGAAGAUCCGCGUGACGACCAGCGACGGGCGGCAGGCCACGCUGACGCUGCGGCCCGGCACCACCUUCCCGGAGCUGCAGCGCAGCAUCGCCGCGCAGCUGGGGGUCCCGCCCGCGCAGCAGUGCAUCCGCUACGGCUUUCCGCCGCGGGAGCUGGCGCCGCCGCGGGACGGCGAGGAGGACGAGCCGGUGGCGCUGCAGCACGGCGACAGGGUCACGGUGGAGAUCCUGAAGGGCCCCGAGGACCAGGGCCCCCCAACGCCCGCCGAGACCCCGGCGUCCGGCUCGCAGGCGGCGCCCCCCCACCCGGGGAAGAGCGACGACGCCGCUGUGGCGACCAGCAGGGCGGCGAGCCGGGAGCUACAGGACAGCAUCGACCUGGAGAUGUCCUCCCUCUGUCUCCUAGCAACCCUGAUGGGCGAGGACGUUUGGUCGUACGCCAAGAAGCUGCCGCACUUGUUCCAGCAGGGAGGCGUCUUCUACAACAUCGUCAAGAAAGACAUGGGCCUGAUGGACGGGAAGCACUGCACGCUGCCCCACCUGACCGGUAAGACCUUCGUGUUCAACGCGGCGCAGCAGCGUCUGGAGCUGUGCGUGGACGCGGCGGGCCACUUCCCCGUGGGGCCCGAGGUGGAGGAGCUGGUGAAGGAAGCCCUGCUGCAGCUGGGGGGUUCCAGGGGCAGCCGGGAGGGCAGCCCGUCCCACGGCGUCCUGCGCCUCGGCAGCGGGGGCGUCGUCCGGAAGAAGGAGGCGCUGCAGAAUGUCACCGCCUUCCAGGGCAAGGGCCACUCCCUGGGCAGCUCUGGGGGCUCCUCCCCCCCGGAGCACCGGCCAAUCACGCGCCAGCACAGCAGCGGCGUGGACCUGAGCGCCAGCGUGUCCCGGGGCCCGCCGGACCUGUCGGACAUCCCCGAGGACACCACGCGGGAGCUGGUGCGCAUGGCGCCGGGCUUCGUGACCACCAAGGACGGGCGCGGCCUGGACCCGUCCCUCAUGGAGCAGCAGCGCCGCAAGCUGCAGGAGAUGGUGUCCUCCAUCCAGGCGUCCAUGGAGCGCCACCUGCGGGAGCAGCAGGGCGCCGCCGCUGCCGCCGGGGGCGGGGCUAAGACAGACCAGCCGGCGCCUGCUACCGCGGCCGGCGCCAAGCCUCCGGCGGCGGAGGGAGCGGCGGGCGGGAAGCCGGAGGAACCGGAGGACAUGGAGAGCCAGGACGCCGGCGCCACCGAACCCAUGGACCACUCCUGAUGGCGCCCGGCGUCCAGCUCCGCCCCCAGCUCCGCCGGGCCGGCGCCUCAGGUCGGGUCCCCGAGCUUUGGUCCUCACCGGGUCGCAGGCCGUCCUCGCCGCCGCAGACCAGAGUCCGCGACCGCGCCGCACGCCGCCGGCGACCAUCAUUCAUACCGACGUCACGGCGACCCGGCGGCGUUGGUGUCCACGCCGCGGCGACCCGGCUACGCCGCGGUGCUCGCUCUCAUCUCAGCUGCAGUUAAUAAAUAGUAGAUUCUGGCUUCCUGGGAGACGUUCUUUUGCCUUUUUAAAAGUAGGUUUUCUCCGUUGACGCAUCAUAGAGACUCUGGAGUCGCCUGCUCGGUGGCGGGAUCGGACCUGCGGCCUUCAGAACCCCCCCCUCGUGGUCAGACACUCCCAC